Molecule: messenger RNA, 3591 nt
Organism: Pieris rapae (cabbage white)
Lineage: Eukaryota; Metazoa; Arthropoda; Insecta; Lepidoptera; Pieridae
Exons: 6
Coding region: 11-3349 (1112 amino acids)
Biological process (GO): multicellular organism development; positive regulation of kinase activity; cell surface receptor protein tyrosine kinase signaling pathway
Cellular component (GO): signaling receptor complex
Molecular function (GO): transmembrane receptor protein tyrosine kinase activity; ATP binding
Source: RefSeq, a predicted model, not a curated record
CACGGUAAACAUGUCGAAAAAAUAUUUAUUUUUUUAUGUUAUGUUAAUAGUGAAUUUUCAAGUUAACUCACAACACUGUCAGAAAUUACAUGAUGUAUAUCACAAAUCGCCAAAAAAAGCCCUUAGACAUGUGCGCAUAGACAAGCAGGAGUACGAAGUGAUUGUAUCUGGAGGUGGCGGGGCUGCGCGCGCUGCGGCCGCCUUAUUACUCGCUGUAUUGCGAAACCGACUUUUAUACGUAUCACGUUUGGAUCCAGUACAUCGUAAUGUUUGCGAGCUUAUGACUAAAUCGCUUGCACUAGCCCCCGCAGCAAUAUUGAAUCAUAAGGAUUGCGGUAUUGGUAAUGAUAUUGAUCGUAUAACAUCUUUAUCAACACCUUCCCUACCCGUUAACUUACACUUUAUGGCACGACUUUCUACCACGAGUGGCUGUAUCAUAGAAUCUUGGACCUUUCUCAAAAACAACAAUGCAUCAACAUGUGGCUUUUUAACCACGGAAAAUGUCAAUGUAGAAGAAUCACAGGGGAAGUUUUCAAAACAUUGCAAUCAGUCACCCUGUAUCGUAGUACUGACGAGAAACGAAAGCAGUUAUGAUAACCAAAUCCUACAAGAAUUUGAAAAACGAGCUAGUGUUGCUAAACUGAAUGUUGCUCUUAUAACUUUUGACACUGAUACAAGCUUCAGACGAGAAGUAUUCAACCUAUACAAUUCUAAUAAAACAUAUCUCUUCAUAGAUGAGAAUAUAUGGAUUAAUGAUCCUGAUGUUGUACAGUUAGAAUUUCCACCAUGUCCCAGAGCAGAUACUAAGUGUCUAUCUGGUUUAAUUGUUAAUGCUCCAAAAGCUAUACUAGUUGGAGAUGGAGAAGAUGUUAAAGACUAUGCACCGCCAAUUUAUAAGUUGAUGAAUGAAUUCUCUCCAAAACCCGAACACAUCAAAGACGUACUUUUAAAAGAGUCGAUGUUAGAUACACACAGUAUAGAGGAAGCGGCUUGUUUCUGGGCAUUAAGAAAUAAAAUCGAAUUCGACAAAUGGUAUAAAAUAAAAGAAAAGAAAUUGCCUCCCGAAUACCUUAUUAACCUAAUAAUUUGCAAAAAUGAUUCAAAUAUAGAAAUAUAUAAAAAGGUGUCUGAAGUAGUAAAUAUAAAUUUUCUCUGGAGGGAUAUAAAAGAAUUGGACUAUAGAAUAAAUGCGAUGCCUUUAAAUUGUACUAAUAUACAUGAGCUCCGAAUUGCUCUGUCAUAUAAACAAAACGAUUUGGCAGGCCAUAUCGUGUUUGGUUGGCACCCAGGAUUGGCAGGAGGUUCUAAUGCAGUACAGUAUACACAAAUUCCUUUAAUGGUGGCAGGUCCAGCUAACGAUUCUCUUUUAGGGGGGUCAACAUACGCAUCAUCAGGCCGAUUGACAGACUUAACACGAGCGUAUAGACACUUCUUGUAUCAGUGUGAAUGGUCUCGCGUUGCUAUCAUUUCCGACUUCACUGAAUACUCUAAAUCUUUUGCUGAAGCAAUUCUUAGUGAGAGAAAUCUUAAUCAUUUCCAAAUCACUGUGGGACAUGAAACCAUAUCUCAGGGACUAAGGGAGAUGAAAUCUCGUGACGCUCGAAUAAUAAUAGUAAAUACUGACUGUAUAUUAGCUGAUGCAAUACUUUCGGAAGUAGUAAACGUAUUCUCACCCUUGACAAAUUACGUUUGGAUUGUACGCGAUUGGUGCGUCAUAGAAAACAGAACAAAAAUCGAAGCUUUAGUACAUUUUACGAUCGAAUUCUCAUGGAGAGGUGGAAAAGUUUUCGGUGGUUCCAACGAAUUAAGACUCAAUUUAUCUGAAAUACCUGUCCUGAUGCAAAGAAAUAUCACAAUUGUGCCUGAAAUUUCGUAUCUGGCUGACGCCUUGUUACAACUUGGUCAUGGAUUUGCAGCGUAUCGUAGACGUGACAUUAGUAGGCGUUAUGAUUUACACGGCUUCGGCACGGCACAAGACUAUUACGAAGCUAUUGGCACAGUAAAUGUAACUGGAGUUGCACAAACCCUAAAAUUAAAUAAUUUUUCAGUCCAAGAACCAUUAGUAUUUGUUGGAAGAUGGACAGGAAAUGAACGGACCUCUGUGGCUAUUUGGAAAUUGACCAAUAGUACAGUAGUUAAAAUUUGGGCCGCUAUAAAUGACACCGACUCGUGCUAUUCAAUGCUUGGCUCCGCGAAAAUAUCAGAUAGGGACAACUGCAUUGUACGUAGUGAUGGUGAUUUUACACCACGUUGUCACGAUGUUUUCAUAAUAGUAAUUAUUACAUGUGUUUUAUUUAUAUGUAUAGCAAUUUAUGUAGCACAAAGAAUGAGACAAAAACGACUUUUAGCUGAAAACGAGGCGUUAAUGGCUAGACUACUUGAAAGUCGUCAAGAAAAAGCGUCUGCGCUGAUUGGUUUCCUGGUAGACCGAGGUUCUGUCAGACUCUUACACGAAAUAGGCUCUGGUUGCUAUGGACGCGUGCGCUUUGCUGAACUAACACGUCCUGGUCGUGGGACCUUAGUUGUUGCCGCAAAAGAACUUCAUGAAGGCGUCCUAUCGAUGGCAGAAGAAAACGAGAUACUCAGGGAAGCUUGCGUUCUGGCUCGUUUAGAACACAACAAUGUCAUUAGGCUUAUGGGAGUUUGCCUAGUCGACGGUCCGCCCUUGGUUUUAAUGGAGCAUGCCAUUUAUUUAGAUCUGCAGCGCUAUUUAAUAGAACGGCGUCAUGUAGCAAUGAAACUGGUGUACGAUAAAGAGGCGGACAAUGAAAUGUCAGAUGAAUGCUUAAAUCAGUGGGCCCGUGAUGCAGCCUGUGCUUUGGAAUAUCUAACAGAGCGCCGUUUGGUGCAUAGAGACAUUCGUGCCGCUAACUGCCUUAUAGAUAAAAAACGCUCUCUGAAGCUGGCAGACUUUGGUAUGGCGCGUGAACUGGACGAAGAAGAUUCGACCUACAUGACAUGUCGUAAAGGGUUGUUUCCAGUGCUAUGGAUGGCUCCAGAAAGCUUAAAGGAAGGUGUAUUUUCACUGGCAUCAGAUAUUUGGGCUACAGGAGUGCUAUUGCUAGAGAUCGCUACAAUAGGAGCUAGGCCGUAUGGGGACUGGCCAACGUGGCGUGUAUUGAGCCAUGUCGUUGAUGGAGGAAGACCACCCCUGCCACCAGAUGCCUCGAUGCAAAUGCGUAAAUUACUACAAAGAUGCUGGCACAUGAACCCAGAGAAGCGAAUAACUGCGACGGAACUCCGAGAGUACCUGACCAACAAUCCGAAAGUUAUUUCUAUAGCACUACUGUCGCCCGAAUUACCUCUCAUUGCACCUAUACAAGAAGCAGACAUCAAAUUUUUGACAUAAUUUAUUUAUUAAGCGGCUUGCUUGAUUUAUCUGGAAAAGAAAAUUGACUACAGACUAUACUCUGAUUUUUGUAGCAACACUUAUGAAAUGUCACAUUCCGCAGAAUUGUGACAUUUCAUAAGUGUUGCUACUAAAAGUUCUCCACAGAAAAGGAGUACAAAUUUGACCCACUAGAGGGCAAUAAAAAAUAUAAUGCUACGUAUUUUUUGUUUUACCUACAAAAAGGUAUUUGUAAAUAUUUA